UAGCUUUGGUUGGUUCUAACGGCAUCGCGCUACGUCACAUUCACUAGCAAAAAAGGCAAGGUAACCUCUACACCCAGUGUCAUGGAAAGAGAGGGGAUCACUAUUUCCCACUGGAUAUCAAGCCCUGUGCGCUACCAGGAGCACUUUAAAACAAGGAAUCUCAAUGAAUGCACUGAAGAUCACCGACUAUUUGCCCUGCCGGGACCUGAAUGUCUACCGGUUAAAAUGGACACUGAGGGGAGUCAAGCAGACAGUGGGGACGAGGACUCAGGAGAGCCAGUGUUUCAAAUCCUGCUGGACGUGACUCAAUUUAAACCAGAAGACCUCCUCAUACAAGUCUUUGAGGGGUGGCUGUUAAUCAGAGGUCGGCAUGGGGUGAGGAUGGACGAGCAUGGGUUUGUGUCGAGGAGUUUCACUAGACAGUAUCAGCUGCCUGACUGUCAACUCCAGGCGGGGGACCUCAAAGCCAUGCUGUGUCAUGAUGGGAUACUAGUGGUGGAAACCAAGGACCAAUGGUGGCCAGCGUGUGAUAAGGAAAAUGCAAUGACUUAACAACAUUCAUCAUGACAUGAUUAAACAUGGGCUGUGUUAGUA
Molecule: messenger RNA, 594 nt
Organism: Pimephales promelas (fathead minnow)
Lineage: Eukaryota; Metazoa; Chordata; Actinopteri; Cypriniformes; Leuciscidae
Gene: hspb3
Product: heat shock protein, alpha-crystallin-related, b3
Cellular component (GO): nuclear speck; cytoplasm
Source: RefSeq, a predicted model, not a curated record